AUGAAUAGUAAUAGUCUUGAUGAAAAUAGUAAUAAUAAUAAUGUUUUAAGCAAAAGUACAGGAUCGACGACUAAUACUCUAAGUAAUAGUACAAACAACUUUAUUGCACAGAAUAACAAUGCAAACUAUGGUGAUUGGGUAAAGUUGAAUGUCGGUGGAACCAUCAUACAAACAACGAUCACCACACUCCGAAAAGAUAAAGACAGUAUGUUAAACCUUAUGUUUAACAAGGAGUACGGUUGGAAUCAUUGUCGUGAUGAGAAUGGAUGUAUCUUGAUCGAUGCCGAUCCACGUUACUUCCUUGUCAUUCUAAACUAUCUGCGUCAUGGUGAUCUCAUCGUAGAACCAAACUUGAACUACUAUGGUGUUUGGUCAUUAGCUAAAUACUUUCAACUCAAAGCAAUUGUAGAUUAUCUUGAAAUUGAAGAAAAUGAUGCAACUAGUUGGUUAACUCUUUUAGAGGAUAAUGUAGUUUCACCGGAUUUAGAUAUUACUAAAUGGGUUAUCAAUAGAGAAUGCACAAAUUCAAGCUUUGAAGUGGAGGACGGCAGAUUUAAAUUCCAGAAUCGUGCGUAUCUCAUUACACGCGAUCAAUACAACCCUGAGGAGGGUGAGAUUCGCUUGACUGGAACUUGGUGUCGUUCGACCAACGACGAUUUCUUCCAGCUUGCGACACGAAGCGAUGGUCUACACCAAGGUCCGCCCUACUACGAGAUACAGAGUGGACUCGAGUUUAACUAUUGUCGAGGUGUUGCAUCGAUUGUUGGUCGUGGUGGAUUGUUGCCAUCGGGUGCCAUCAAGAUAAAGAAGCAAUCAGAGUUUUCAUUCCCAGCGAAUGUACCGGUUCACUUUGAGGUGUGUGACAACGGCACCAACGUAUCGUUCACUCUCUGGGAAUCGAUUACAAAGACUUCGAUCUCCAUUGAGACGACAUGCACCAACAGCUCACUCAUCAACUACAUCGUGUUCCACAAUCGUGAGAAGACAGGUGCCAAUCAUUGCUCGUACCUCUCAAACGUUAGAAUUCAACGAUGGGCAAGACCAACACCGAGACGUAGCAAAACAAAGAAGUUACUUAAAAAGAUGAAUCAAAUAUCACCACCAGGUGUUGUUCCAUAA
Molecule: messenger RNA, 1119 nt
Organism: Heterostelium album PN500
Lineage: Eukaryota; Evosea; Eumycetozoa; Acytosteliales; Acytosteliaceae
Exons: 2
Coding region: 1-1119 (372 amino acids)
Biological process (GO): proteasome-mediated ubiquitin-dependent protein catabolic process; protein homooligomerization
Cellular component (GO): cytoplasm; Cul3-RING ubiquitin ligase complex
Molecular function (GO): cullin family protein binding
Source: RefSeq, a predicted model, not a curated record